CACAGAGGGUAGUGUGUGUGUGUUACACGGAUUUAGUAUAGCGAUUGACACUGGCUGAUGACCACUAUCCAGCUUGCACAAGCAGACUAGAUAAGACCGGUUCUGACACCCGAGAACAACUCCACACUGUGCUUUAGUCAGCUGGUUAGACUGGUCGUGUUGUAUAGGGUGCUAGUUUUGCAGGGACCGAAAUAUCAGCUUUAGGAAACAUGUCGUUGUUUUGCAGGAGCAUCGGUUACGUGAGGCGAGCAUACGCUACGGCGGCCAGUGUGAAACCAUCAAGUGUGUCACAGAUAGAAAUGCCUCCGUGUGAUUUUACGCCUGACAAAUACACGGGCCCAAGUUACGAGGAAGCGUUAAGGAUACGGAAGGGAUCACUCUUUCCGAUGUUGACGUACUAUAAGAAGCCGUUGAUGUUACACCAGGGCUACAUGCAGUGGUUGUUUGACAUGGAUGGUAGGAGAUACCUGGAUCUGUUUGGUGGCAUCGUCACAGUCAGCGUGGGACACUGUCACCCGAAAGUUUUGGCGGCUGCAGGAGCACAGAUGAAGAAACUUUGGCACACGACAAAUAUUUAUCUACACCCUGCAGUCCAUGAAUAUGCCGAAAAACUAGCCGCCAAAAUGCCGGGAAAUUUAAAGGUGGUGAUGUUUGCAAACAGUGGAUCUGAGGCUAAUGACAUGGCCAUACACCUGGCAAGACUCCACACAGGGGUGUUUGAAAUCGUCUCAACCAGGAACGCAUAUCACGGAGCUAGUCCUCAUCUCAUGGGACUGACCGCUCUUAACACCUGGCGAUACAACGUCCCCACCGGAUUCGGCAUUCAUCAGACGAUGAACCCUGAUCCAUACCGAGGCCCCUGGGGUGGGGCACGAUGUCGAGAUUCUCCAGCCCAGACUGGCAGAUCAUGUGACUGUCCCAGCGGUCAGUGUGCGGCCUGUGACAUGUACGUAGAUCAGUUUGAAGACGUACUGAGGUUCUCUGUUCCCAAAGGAGGCAGGGUGGCGGGAUUCUUUGCCGAAUCUAUUCAGGGGGUCGGUGGUUCUGUCCAAUUUCCCAAAGACUACUUGAAGAAAACUUUCCAGAUGGUUCGAGAGCGUGGAGGCGUGUGUAUAUCUGACGAGGUUCAGACUGGAUUCGGUAGAACCGGCACGCAUUAUUGGGGCUUUGAAGGGCAUGGAGUUAUCCCAGACAUUGUUACCAUGGCUAAGGGUAUAGGAAAUGGCUUUCCACUGGCCGCCCUUGUAACGACUCCGGAAAUAGCGGCUAGUUAUGCGCAGGCGCUUCACUUCAACACGUUUGGUGGCAAUCCAAUGGCGUCUGCCGUCGGAUCCGCAGUUCUUGACGUUAUAGAAGAAGAUGGAUGCCAGCAAACAAGCCACGAAGUCGGGACGUACUUUCUCCAAGAGCUUGACAAACUCCGAGAUGAAAUCGACAUUAUUGGUGACGUCAGGGGAAAGGGCCUAAUGAUUGGCGUAGAAAUGGUUAAGAACAAGGAAACGCGUGAACCCUUGGAUGCCGAAACAAUGGGGGCGAUCUGGGAAAAGACGAAGGACAUGGGUUUACUUGUGGGGAAAGGUGGUUUGUAUGGAAAUGUCUUCCGAAUUAAACCACCAAUGUGCAUCACUCAGGCAGAUGUGAACUUUGCCCUUUCUGUGAUAAGAGAAGCCAUAGUGUGUGUGACGUCAUAGAUUGUUGAGCCUUUUGGUCAGGAGUCCGGGUUUAUCAGCCUCCUCCAAAUCGAGGUAUCGGAAAACGUUGAAAUAGUUUACAUUAAGUCACGAGUGGAUACCAUUGUGCAUGUUUGUAAAUUCAAAAAUCUAUGAACAUUUUAAUCAUAACGAAGUAAAGUGUACAAAGUCAGUAUGAGAUAUAUGUGCGGAUGGGAAGAAAGAGAACUGGUAUGGGUGGAAGGGUGCUGGGUGGGCUGGGAUGAGGUGGUAUGUGGUGAGUGUGGCGUAGGAGGCUCAAAGAUGAUAUUUAGUGGUGGCUUGAACUGGUCAUAAAAUGCCCACUAAAUAAAUGUCAGUCAAAUGUUUAAGCAAGCUUAUUAUUGCAAGAGGUCAUAAAGAACUUUCGAGUGCAAAUAUACCGUUAGAAUAGUCCCGUGCAAUUAAGUUCGUACCAAUGACUGUUACACCAGAGUUCCGACAACGUUGUCGUAAAGCUGACUUUAUGCUUUUAUUUCUUUUACCUUUGUUUAAAUUACCUUUGAUUGGGCUUACUUGUUAACAACCACAUUUUACGGUGGUAAAUUUUACUCUGAGCAAUUUGGCGAAAGAGAGAAAUGUUUACAUGAGCCCACCGUGUUUGCCAUUGUUCAGCUAUUGCUAAUUUGUUAGGUACGUUCAAGCGUGCAGAAUUGUGUACAGUUGGGAGAGGAAAAGUAGUUAGGAUGACAAUAAGAGUUCUCUCCCCUGUCCUGUGAGCCAGUCUAUUACAAUAAGUCAUUGAGAGUGUCUCAAAUAAUAUCUGUUACAGUUUAUAUAUUAUAAUAUGUAUACUUGGGUAUAUCUCCCCAAACUGAGGACAUGGCACUGUGCCACACCCCUUUGCCUAGGUACAGCCUGCAUUUUUCUCUACAACAUAUCCAUCGAGCAUCAUUAGUAUAACCUUCGUUUCUUUGAAGUUCUUACAGUGGAAGUGAAGUCAUAACAUUUUGUCAACAUAGUAACCUCCAAGGGGCCAAACCCUGGGUAAGAAGUUUUCAGUUUACGGACAAAAUUCUGAUAUAUUUUUCACCAGGCGCAAAAUAAGAGAACCGAUAAUUGAUCUCUGACCUACAUGGGUGUGUGGUAAUAUUAUCCAUUCACUUCCAUACAUAACGCAUGUGUAACCUAUUUUUAGAUCUGCAGUCGAAAUCAAACGGCAUAAAACUCCACGAACGUGUACAUUUCAUGUGGAAUAAAGUUCCAUUCC
Messenger RNA from Liolophura sinensis, 2919 nucleotides. RefSeq names its product alanine--glyoxylate aminotransferase 2, mitochondrial-like. The record is from RefSeq and is a predicted model, not a curated record. Gene Ontology annotation, biological process: glyoxylate catabolic process. Lineage: Eukaryota; Metazoa; Mollusca; Polyplacophora; Chitonida; Chitonidae. Gene Ontology annotation, cellular component: mitochondrion. Gene Ontology annotation, molecular function: pyridoxal phosphate binding; L-alanine:glyoxylate transaminase activity.